Messenger RNA from Histoplasma mississippiense, 1746 nucleotides. RefSeq lists its product with no specific name. The coding region runs from base 1 to 1746 and encodes 581 amino acids. The transcript is spliced from 5 exons. Lineage: Eukaryota; Fungi; Ascomycota; Eurotiomycetes; Onygenales; Ajellomycetaceae. The record is from RefSeq and is a predicted model, not a curated record.
AUGUCCCAAACUGCCUCCUCCAGAAGGCGGAUGAAUAGGAGCUCCGAGGAAGCCUAUGCCUCACCUGUUCUGCGGUUUCUGUCUGAACCCCCAGCGUCGCUGCCGUCACCUCACAUCUCGCAAGAGCGUUUCAGAAGGACUCGUGGUUCAAGCACUGAUGAGGAUGAGACUGAAGAUGGCAUUCUUAGCGAAGAUUUUCGGGUCGGUAGCCCGUUUCUAUGCACUGUUCCUGCCAUAGGUACUCCACUUGCAUCAGAUCAUCCACUCCAGAGACAGUGGCCAGAGCUACGCCCUAAGUUCGUCGAAAUCCUCUCGAAGUAUCGGAUCCGUCAUAGCACCAUGGAUCCAUGCCUUCGAACGUCUGAAACAUAUGAAGAUGAAGGCCCGAUUGAAACGGUCCUCAUCUGUGCACAUAGGACUGAGCGAGACGAUUCCUGGAAAAACACGUGCAAAGAUGUCCUGUCGACUCUGUGGUCCUCGGGCUUCGACAACGUUAGCGUGGAGUUGAUCGACGAGAGAGCGAAUAUUGAAAAGAUCACAUCUCCCGUGAUGCCUAAAGAUCCUAUUUAUAGCAAGUGGGAUGACAUCUCUCGCAAAAUUUGUGACCUCCUUGGUUUAGAGGAAAGCCAUCCCACUGUUUUGUUGACCGUGCCUCGUGAUACCACCAAGGAAUGGAAGAGCAAACGCGAUGAGAUUUCUAUGCUUCUGGAUAAUGAAGGACUCGGAGAGGUUGCUGUUGAAAUUAUCCGAAGCACGAUCUGGCGAGCAACAGAAGUCGACUUGACUAGUGCCAUCUUCCCUGACCAUGCAUGGGAGACAAGGGUGAAACUGGGCGCGAGCAUCGGGGUCCAUAAUUCAGAUUACGGUGGCUCUACUUUUGGCGGGUUCGUCGAGUUGCUGGACUCAGAAAAGAACAAAUGGCACGUGUUUGGCCUCACAUGCUAUCAUGCAGUUGAACCAGGAAACGUCCCACCUACCUCUAAGCUGGGAAAAGGAAUGUUAGUGCUGGAGUCGAGCAAGGCGAAUAUCCGCAUCGAUCAGCCCUCCUUGAAAGACCACAAUGCACGGAUGAAGAUGAUCAAACAGAAUAUCGAGACAGUCAGGGAGCAAUCUCUGUACAAGCAAGUCAAGAAGGCCAGGAAUGACGGUGACUUCAUUAUCCCAAAGGAAGAACUGAUAUUUGAAAACAUGGAGAAAGCCAUCCUCAACGCUCUUUCUCUAAAACUUCGUGCGGAAAAGCAUUUCAACACCGGAUCCGCAACAUUGGGGAGAGUUUAUGCUGCGUCUGGGUUCCGGCUGACCUCUGGUAAUGACAAACGCCAGCUAGAUUGGGCGUUAAUAUCUGUGUAUCAAAAUCGUGUGGAGCCGAACAAAUUCCCACCAGUCGGUUCAUAUAUAGAUGAACAAAUGGGUACCACGUUCUCUGGUGAGGCUGUGGAUGAUCCAACUGGUAAGAAGCCUGUGCAAAAUGACCGACUGUACAAGUUCGGUCGAAGAACGAAUUUUACUAUUGGCUGUUUUAGUGGCUUGAAAGCCUUAGAGCUUGAGUGUUGGAAAAUUGGAAACAUAAUUGUCACCAAUGAGUGCUCCGUUACCGGUCUGCCAGGAUCAGCUGCCUUCUCGAAAAGAGGCGAUUCUGGGUCUUUCAUAAAUACAGACGACUGGAGCCAGAGCUGUGCGCCUGCAACGGAAUCGUUGAACCUGGAAGACAUUCAGAACCGCCUGGAUAACGCUGGUGGGAGCUGA